Messenger RNA from Uranotaenia lowii, 4059 nucleotides. Its product is annotated as polynucleotide 5'-hydroxyl-kinase NOL9. The transcript has 5 exons. The record is from RefSeq and is a predicted model, not a curated record. Gene Ontology annotation, biological process: cleavage in ITS2 between 5.8S rRNA and LSU-rRNA of tricistronic rRNA transcript (SSU-rRNA, 5.8S rRNA, LSU-rRNA). NCBI's taxonomy places the organism in Eukaryota, Metazoa, Arthropoda, Insecta, Diptera, Culicidae. Gene Ontology annotation, molecular function: polynucleotide 5'-hydroxyl-kinase activity. Gene Ontology annotation, cellular component: nucleus. Bases 265 to 3741 code for a protein of 1158 amino acids.
UUUCAAAUUGAAUUCAACUCAAAAAGCACGUCUUCAAAAAUUAGUCCCACGUUUAUCGCUACGGUUUCAAUUUGAUUCAAGGUUUUUUAAAACAGUUUCUGAUAUUUCAAUUAGCAAAAGUCAUCACUAUCUCCUAAAAUUGUUUAAGUUUCGUUGAAUGAGUUCAUUGUGUGCAUAUUGAUCGCAAACUUUGUUCUACAACCGGUGUAACCCUGUGUAACCUAACCUUCAACCGGAGCCGCAUUUUGAUAAACAUCACCCACAAUGAAUCGAGGCCGACAGGAAUUUGCCUUUCGGGGAAAAUCUUUUAAUGGAACCAAUAAAAACCAGAGGAAGAACAGCAAAAGUCGCGGCUCAAAAUCAUGGAACAAAAAUACACAAGAUAAGCUGAACCAGGAACCGGAAGCAGAUGAGCCUGGCAAACCGGAAAAGGUCAAAAUUACCAACGGGUUUAAAGAUGGUCGUAACAGGAAAGAACAUGAUGUCUCAGGUAUAAAAGGAACCAAACCGAAUAUCAAUGUUUACCACAAAACCGAAAAAUUGAAUAAGGUCGAGCAGAAGAAUCUUCUCUUCAACGGUACAAAACCUAAACAGAAAUUCAAAAAUACUACUCAGAAAGCCUCGGAACAGUUUCGGCAAUCCAAAGUUCUGCAACGAGAACCACCUAAAAAUAAUAAAAAUAUGAAACCAGCCGCGAAGAAAAAUAUUGAAAAUAACAAACAAGAUAGAUCGUCCAUUGAUAACAAAAAGAGAAAAAUGUCCGAAUCAACUUCCGGUACCGGAAAGAAACCUAAAACCAGCAGCAAGACGUCGUCUGCUCCGUCAGAAUCCGAUAGCGAUGCCGACGAUUAUAUAGACAAGUUCUUCCAGGAUGUCUCGAAUGGCGAAGACGAAAUAGAAUCCACCUUUAGGUCAGAUUCCUGCGGAGAAGAUUCCAUCGAUGAUGAUGAUGAUGAAUCACAGUCCGAUUCUUCGGUACAGGACCCUGAUGACGAAGAUGAUGCUGGGCAAGACGGGGAAAUGUCCUUCGAUGAACUGGUCACAUUCUUCGGCAGUUAUCGGGAUAAGAAAGAAGCAUUGCCUUCCGCAAAAGAUAAGAAAUCUAAUAAAAAGCAAAAAAACGACAGCAAAACUAGAAAGGCGAAAAUUAACUCAAAUACUUCGGUAGCCAGCAGUAAUGAUUGGAUCGAAGAAGAUAACAAACCACCGGAAGACAAUCCGAAGUGUAGCAGACGGAACGGACAGAGUUCUAAAGUUAAACACAAGAUCGAUUCGUCAGCAGCCAGCAGCAGUAGUUGGGUUGAGGAGGAAAAUGAUAUAGCACUGGAAUACAAAGAUUCCGAAUCAGACGCUGAGCAAUCGCCCCAAAAGGAAGCUGCUGCGGUCAAGGAUGUGGCGUUAUUCAAUAAAAACAUGCAGGAGCAUUCAGAAGAUGAUAGUGAAUACAACCCAGAAGAGGACUCUGAUGAAGAUGAUGGUAUUGAGUAUGGCUCCGAUGACGAUGAUAUGUUAUCGUUUGAGAUGGACAGCGAAGAGGGCAGCAGCGAAAAUUCCUACGAUGAUCACGAAUUUUCUUCGGACUUUGACUCCGACGAUGAAUAUCUUUCGGAGGAGGAAGAAGACGACGACGAAUACGGAGACUAUUGGGAGGACUCGUACGACAGCGACGAAGACGAUGACUACGUUCAACCGGAUGACGACGAUCUGUUGAUUGUGCGGGGAGCGGCAAGAAUCUAUGAAAUCGACGACAACGAUGUGUCCUUUAAUAGCGAUAUAGAUUCGGCCCAGAUUGUGGAGCUGCCCAGUAGUGAUCAGGAGCGAAGACCUUCAGUUGCGACCACCAGUGGAACGGAUGGGCAAACUGAAACGGAAGACGAUAAGGAUAGCUGUCCGGAACUGGUUCCGAUUUACGAUGUCGAUGGAGAACUGAUUGAUUCCGAGGAAAAACUGACACGAAUUGUACAGAAGAAGGACGGUUCCCUUAAGCUAAACAGCGCUUAUAAAAAGUCCAAAGUAUCUGAAGAAACCAAAUCGUGUUCCGAUUCGGUGUUCGAAGAGCCACGCAGCUCUGGCAAACCUAGUUCAUCAGACAAUACAGAUACCAUGAAGCGCAAAAACCGUGAUAAAGUCGAACGGGCAGAACCUAUGUGUGCUGAAUCCGAAACAACCGAGUCACCACUAAAGAAAGACUGCCAUUUUUACAAUUCCAUAGACCUACGAAUAUCUCUGAUGGUUCUGCGGAAACCACUGUACAUGAGCGGUUACCUAACGAUCCAGCCACUGAUUGGUGAGCUGGAAGUGAUGGGUUAUCGGCUAAGGCGUGGCGAAUGUCGGCAGGUCUUUGCUGCCCGGGGCUAUCAAAGCUUAAAUCUCACACCAAGGUUCGAGGAGCGCAGCGAGAGAGAAGACUGUCGGAAGCAGCUGGAGUCGGUGAUCGGAAGGGUUGGAAAACACUUUGCUGACUGUGAUUUGCGGGAAUUGGUUCAGCAGUUUGAUUCGAAGAACUCAGUUUUGAUUUUGCUGCAAGCCGAUUGUAACAAUCGAAAAAUUACUGUGGUAGAGAGGUACAUGCCGGAGGAUCAUUUGUUUCCAAGAGUAGAAUACAUGAAAAGGAGUUCUUUCUACACUACGGAAUAUCUUUUGAAUGUUGAGUUUAUUACUGACGAAGCAGGCAAAUCAACGGCUCCAUUCCAAAGUGAUGCUGAAUGGGAUAAAAUCGGAAUGGACAAGAACAGUAAGAUCAUCGUUACGGGAGGCAAGGGAGCAGGAAAGUCUACUCUGUGUCAAUACCUCAUCAACAAACAUAUAAGCAAGCACAAAAAGAUUCUACUGAUAGAUCUGGACAUCGGUCAACCUAUUCAACAUAUUCCAGAAACGAUGAGUGCCACUCUAUUGAAUAAGCCACUUCUAGGAGUAACAUCUUUUGAUCCAAUAAAACCAUUAAAGUGUCUUCUGUUCGGUAGUCUGGACGUUGUUUCCUCCCCAAUUUUCUACAUACAAAACGUCCGACAAAUGGUUCAGUACUGUAACCAACACCACAAAGAUGUGCCCUGGGUUAUCAAUACCAUGGGAUACGUUACGGGUUUCGGGGAAGAGUUGAUGGCGGCCAUUUUCAAACUCUUUUCCCCUACCGAUGCCAUUCAACUUGUCUGCUCAAACAAAACACUUCCGAUACCAAACUUCAAAAACCCACUUACACCAAGCUUCAUCAAUCAGUAUCAGUUUCAAAUUUUGGAAAGUGAACUGCCACGUCAAAAAGCAUCGGUUUCGUUUCGGCAUUACCAGUUGGAGGUGUGCUUCAAUCGAAGAGGAUUCGCCCUGAAUGCACCGAAGCGCCGCAAUGUGGCGUUACUUUCCAAUUUGGCUAACAUCCUGAACGACAGCUCCAGCGAGUGGUUCAACGAGGUACGCCCAUUCUGCGCUCCUAUCAGUAAGCUACAGAUCCUUAUUACCCGGGAGGACACCAAACUGGCCGACGAACAGCUUCCCGCAGUACUGAAUGCCACCCUGGUCUAUCUGUGUCGGAAGGUGGAUGGAGGACUGUACGAAUGUUUGGGAAUUGGUAUCGUUCGGGGAGUGGAUAAGAACAACAACGUUUACCUGCUGCAAUCGCUGUCCAGUGAGGAGCUAUCUCAGGUUACGGUGCUGGCCAUCUGUAGCAGUAGUCUGCCGAAUGCAAUCUUCCUCAGGCAAAGUGCGCGCAUUCAGGGAAAUAUACCGUACGUGUACAAUGUUGUAUGAUAGGGAUUCUAAUCCUCAAGCAAGACAGGUGCAGUAAUGGUCCCUUGGAACGCUGUUUUGUUUCUGUUUAGUUUAAAUCUGAAAAAAAAAACUUUUGAAUGUAGAAUGUAUUUAUUUUCUUACCCGGAAGAGACCGAAUGGAACGUUCUUUUUUUCUGCGAAAAAAUGUUACAAUUUAUAUAAAGUUGAAUAAUCAGCCAUGUUAUAACCGGAUUAUUAAUGUUGUUUCUUUUUUGUCCGAACUUGAAUUGUUUGGAAAAAACUGCCUAGUUUGGACAAAUUUCUUCUCUAGAAACAUCUAAGUGUCUGAUUUACAGU